AUGUUAAGUGCGAGGGAGACUGCUACACCUCUAAGUGAUGGCCCAUCUCAACCCUCUCCAUUUUCCAACUCUUCCUCUGCUGUUGUUGAAACUCAAUCCCCUUCCCCGUCGAGUAACAAAACCGAGACCCUGAUGUUCCACGCAACCAAAAAUAUAAAACAGAAGCGUCAAGAAGCGCUACCUUCCACAGCAUUGCACCGACUUUGCCGUCGUCCCUGGUCCACUGAUCCCCUCCCCGAUGAUUUAAAGACUCAAUUACCAAAUGAAUGUAGUAGUAGUAGCAGCAGCAACAACAGCAACAGUGAUGCUGAUAAGCAAUAG
Molecule: messenger RNA, 321 nt
Organism: Rodentolepis nana
Lineage: Eukaryota; Metazoa; Platyhelminthes; Cestoda; Cyclophyllidea; Hymenolepididae
Source: the annotation of a GenBank genome assembly